UCGAUGGGUAUCUAAACAAGUGCGUACGUUGCCUCAAGAAAUAAACUAAAUUGCAACCUUUAGUUUUUGAUUUAACUCGUCUCUGCGUAAACGUGCGGAAUGGGGAUUGGCGUCGCCUUUACUUAGGUAUAUAGAGAAAGCGGUUUUUCCCGGCGGAUCCCACUACCUGACCAAUACGUCAAUUAAUUUUUAAAAAAAUGCUUUACGGGAGUUCUUCGUAAUAAGUCGUUACCAGGCUUGCCAUACACUAAAAUGGAAAUAUUUUGAUAUAAACGCGCGACGCUGAAGAUAUUUGAAUUCACUUCAGCACGAGCUUUGGUACCAGCUGAAAGUAUGUGCGAUAUUUAAGUUAUUCAUCAACGGACUUUAGUUUAAUUAGUGCUUGGUGCUUUACUUAGUGAAACAUAAAUCUCACAAUGAAGCUGUCCAGUAAAAUUUAUAAUGAACGCUACCUAUACCAGUACCUUUCAACAGUAGCAGGCUCUUUCGCCGUUUUAAGUUUCGGUGUCAACUUAGGAUGGACCUCCCCAUACAACCCCCAAAUUAUCAACGGGACCUUUCCGGACAUCACCAUGACGAGCGAAGAGGGUUCGUGGAUCGCAGUGAUGCCACCGUUAGCAACGCCGGUCGGUGCAGUGAUUGGGGCGCUGCUGGUCGAUCGCAUCGGAAGAAAGCACACGACCCUUCUGAUGGCGCCCUUCACCUUGGCGAUGUUCAUCCUGUUGGCCUUCGCCAAAUCCGUUAUACUCAUCGGCUUUUCAAGAUUCGUAAUCGGUGUCGCAGAAGGCACUCUGUACACGACCUUGCCGAUGUACUUGGGGGAAAUCUCCGACCCCGCCAUUAGAGGCAUCCUAACUGCAAGCAUCGGGUUCGCAGUUCUGCUGGGAACGCUACUCAUCAACGUUUUCGGAUUUUACUUCUCAAUAUUCGUAACGUCGCUGGCCUGCUGCUUGAUACCCAUAAUUCACUUCUUCACCUUCAUGUGGAUGCCCGAAUCUCCCUACUACCUGAUCAAGAAGAAGAGGUACGACGAAGCCCGAAAAGCGCUAGAAGUGCUUCGAGGAGCCAUGGACAUCGAAGGGGAGAUGAAAUCGUUAUGCGACGCGGUCACUCGACAGGAAGCCGACGAAAAGGCAAGCUGGACGGACAUUUUCACGAUAAAAAGCAAUCGCCGGGCGGCCUUUAUCUUCGUAAUUCUAUGCUUGACGCGCAAAUUCAGCGGUAACAACCCGUUCCUC
Messenger RNA from Photinus pyralis (common eastern firefly), 1238 nucleotides. Its product is annotated as facilitated trehalose transporter Tret1-like. Gene Ontology annotation, biological process: transmembrane transport. Gene Ontology annotation, molecular function: transmembrane transporter activity. The transcript has 3 exons. Gene Ontology annotation, cellular component: membrane. Lineage: Eukaryota; Metazoa; Arthropoda; Insecta; Coleoptera; Lampyridae. The record is from RefSeq and is a predicted model, not a curated record. The annotation marks the transcript as partial.